AUGGCGCACGGUGCCUCGUGCAAGUGCUCCCCAUGUGGACGCCGAGGAGCAGCCCAGGCGCGCGCCUGGUCCAUCCGAAUCCUGACACACAUGGUUAAGCCAGGCCGCCUGGGAAAGGCUGCCCGCGAGAAGGUCGGCCUGGAGCGGAAGAAGUGCCGCGGCAAAGCGAAGUGGGAGGACAAAGACGCUCAGCAUGCGCUUGCCGACGAGGUGAUCGAGGAGGAGACCACCCUCGGCAACAUCGUCGGUUGCGUUCUCUGCUUCGCAAUCCAUCACCUCCUCAAUGAUUGCGGAAGCAGAGCGCAAGGGGGAGCUUGCCCUGGAGGAAGCCGAGAUGGCUGCGGCAUUGGCCGAGAGCUACGAAAUGGAGCUAGAGACGAUCCUGAAAGAGCUGGGGGUCUGAGAGGCUGA
Symbiodinium sp. CCMP2592 is the source of this 411-nucleotide messenger RNA. The record is from the annotation of a GenBank genome assembly. Lineage: Eukaryota; Dinophyceae; Suessiales; Symbiodiniaceae.